AUGGCGACCUCCUUCAAGCGUACCGUUAUCAAGUCGUUCCCAAAAGUUGGAGAGAAAAUCACCAGCGAUUCGCUUUACUGGAAAAAUUUAGAGUUUCCAAUCAUUAAGAAAGAGUUUGGGGCAAUUUCUCACAUAGAUUUCUCACCUGUUGAACCAUACGACUUUGCUGUGACAAACUCAACAAGGGUUCAGGUGUAUUCCACAAAAACAAAUCAAGCAGAAAAGACUUUGUCUCGAUUUCGGGAAGUUGCAUACAGUGGUUGUUUCCGUAGUGACGGGAAGCUUUUGAUAGCAGGUGGAGAUGAAGCAUGUCUGAGAUUGUUCGAUGUUCAGGGGAAAUCUCUGCUGCGAGUUUUCAACGGUCACAAAGGCCCAGUCCAUGUGACCAAAUUCACCACUGAUAAACUUCGAGUCUUCUCUGGAGCAGAUGACAAGGCCUUGCGUGUGUGGGACAUUGCCACUGAGAAGGAGAUUAUAUCUUAUCAGGAACAUCAGGACUAUAUAAGAGCAGGUGCCACAUCACAGGCCAGCCAUGACAUCAUUCUCUCAGGCUCUUACGAUCACACGGUUAAGUUGUACGAUACUCGUAUUCAGGGGAGUGUACUCAGCGUGGACCACGGCCAUCCAGUGGAGAGUGUCCUCAUGUACCCGACGGGUGGAAUUUUCAUCACUGCAGGUGGGAAUAUAGUGAAAGUGUGGGAUGCACUUUCUGGAGGUAGACUCUUCACACAACUCUGUCACCACCACAAAACUGUUACCUGUCUCUGCCUGUGUGGAAACAACCAGCGACUCGUCACAGGUGGGCUGGACAGACAUGUGAAAAUCUAUGAUAUUAGCACAUAUCAAGUGGUACAUACACUGGACUAUCCUGGAGCCAUUCUUAGUGUUGGAAUAUCAGCUGAUGACAAGGUGAUAGCAGUAGGAACUGCAGACGGAUUGCUCUCCAUCCAACACAGGAAGUCAGACGACAAAGGUCAACGGUCAAAAAAGACAAAAAAAGCCUCUUACAAAUAUGUAUUGAAAGGGAAAGUUCAUUCCCCACAGCAGGGAGAUGUGGUUGUUGAACACAAAAGACGGGAACAAUUGGCCAGAUACGAUAAAUUUUUCAAGAAAUUUGAGCACAGCAAGGCAUUGGAUGCUGCUCUACAACUUCAGGUGAGAAGGAAGACACCUGAGGUGACAAUUAGCGUCUUUCAAGAACUGAUUAGACGGGGUGGUAUAAAACCUGCACUCGCUGGUAGAGAUGACAAGUCCUUGGGUAACUGCCUCAAAUUCAUACAAAGAAAUAUUAGCAAUCCCAAAUUUAUGACCACUCUAGUUGACAUUGCCAAUCUUAUCCUUGAAAUCUACUCUCCACAUGUUGGUCAGUCUGCGAUCGUGGAUGCCAUGAUACUGCAGCUGAAGGAAACAGUGGACAUUGAAGUGGCUUAUAUGAAAUCUCUGAUGGAGGUGAUGGGCACACUGGACACACUGUUUGCUAUCUCAAACAGAAACGAAUCUACCAAUCAGAAUGCUGAACUUCCUGCUGAACUUACACCAUCAGCUGCUGCGAAGUCAUUGUGAUAUUUCCGAAGUAUCUGAGGAAUUUGUCUGAACUUUAUAUGGGACCAAGAGAAGAAGUGUAUGCCAAAAAUCAGACACAUUUGUGAAACAAUUGGCAGAUAUUUUACAAAGUAUUUGACACGAAGUGAAACAUUUGGUGUGGAAUUGCACAAAGCCAAUUUUGAUGUGUGAAUAUCAUUCUCUAAAGGGUAUUGAACUGUCACUUCUAAUACCCUUUUAUUCAGGAACCACACACUAUGUUAUUGUAUGGGAAGUGGCUAUGUGGAAAGAUGCCUGACUCCCAUCCAGCACAAGGUGUGGUUCAAAACUGCCCCUGGAUAUUGAAUCGUGAAGACUUAGCCCAGUCUUUGUCGAAGACCGAUUCCACAAAUAUGGAAUUCCAGGUCUGUACACAUGGGAAAGUUCUUCAGUAACUUGCCAUAGGUCAGUGGUUUAACCUGGGGUUUCCUCCACCUGUAAGUGUGCCUGCUUGUGACAAAUUUGUGAGUAUGACAGUGAACAACAAUCAAAUAAAUAAAAUACAUAAUUGUUCAUCAAAGGAGAAGGUCAUUUAUAUGUGGAACAUCUGUGUAGUGGGUCAUUUUUUAGUCUGAUAGUUUGGCUAAUAAUAUA
Liolophura sinensis is the source of this 2175-nucleotide messenger RNA. RefSeq names its product U3 small nucleolar RNA-associated protein 15 homolog. Gene Ontology annotation, molecular function: protein binding. Bases 1 to 1563 code for a protein of 520 amino acids. Gene Ontology annotation, cellular component: nucleolus. Lineage: Eukaryota; Metazoa; Mollusca; Polyplacophora; Chitonida; Chitonidae. Gene Ontology annotation, biological process: positive regulation of transcription by RNA polymerase I; rRNA processing. The record is from RefSeq and is a predicted model, not a curated record. The transcript has 13 exons.